This is a messenger RNA of Phytophthora nicotianae INRA-310, 459 nucleotides long. RefSeq lists its product as hypothetical. The record is from RefSeq and is a predicted model, not a curated record. Lineage: Eukaryota; Oomycota; Peronosporomycetes; Peronosporales; Peronosporaceae. Bases 1 to 459 code for a protein of 152 amino acids. The transcript has 2 exons.
AUGGUCGGUACCUCGCCUUGCGUGUCUCUCACAAGAGGUAGCGACGGCCUCGACGCAUCGAAGGAGAACGUGUCUCUCUGUCGAGCUCUCGGGGUCGACGUAACGGCUUCCGCCGUCUCACUCGCCGUCAUCCUUGCCGGAGCCGGCUCCUCCCCCGGGGCGUGUCCAACACCGACUCAGCCAUCCUUCUCGCUCUUGGAGACAGAGGUUCGGACCCGAGCGUCCCCUCUCCAUCCCUUCGACCCUCGCGACCCUCGACUCUGGGUUCGGUUCUCCUCGGCGUUCCUCGUUCCGAACCCUCGUUUGAACCGCCCCAAGUCUUCCUCUACGCGCGUCACCUUCGGCGGACCCUUCGGCGUGCUCUUCGUCUUCGUCUUCGCGAAUCUCUGCCGGAGGUGGCGUUUCCGUCUCAAGCGGGGGAGCCCACCCACUGAGCCCCUCACUCGCUUCCUCUCCUAG